AGGUCCCCUGCUCCCUUCUGCACGCUCCCAUCGUUCUCCGCCGCUCCCCGGGGGACCGGCCAGGAGGCGUAUAAAGGACCCGCGGAGGAUGUCAGGAGCCAACAGGUGUAACUGGACCUUCCUCCUCCACAGCAGCGCCCUCUCCGAGCCGACACCAUGGACACAGCUGCAGCGGCGACUCUUCUGGCUCUGCUCGUGGCGACGGCUGGCGCGAGUCAGGCGCUGCGCGUCCAAGGCGGCGUGGACAAGAACGACGCGCAGCCAGGCAGCUCAGAGGAGAACAUGGCCGAUCGCCUGCUGGAGCUGGAGAGCGAAUACGCCGAUAACAGCAUUGACGACCAUCUGCUGACCUCACUGAUCAGAGCGCUGCUGCUUGGAUCUCAGAGGGAAACCAGGAACUCAGUGCUUCAUCAGCCACAGAGGUUUGGCCGCGGUUCCAGAGGGCAGGCAGUGCCAGAGGAUCAGCUACAAACCCGUGACUGGGAGGCUGCGCCUGGUCAGAUCUGGAGCAUGGCGGUGCCCCAGAGGUUCGGCAGGAAGUAAAGUGGCAGGCGGACGCGGACAUCAGUGUCCGGGUUCGAGGCCAGACAGCAAGCCAGCGUCAGAGACUUUGACCCGUGCCUGUGGUGUUAUGGUUUUACGUGGAUCAUCUGUUAAUGAGGAUGAACGCAGCUUUGUUCUGUUCUGGUUCUGUGAUCAAAUAAAACGUUUUAACUUCAAAAGGUCAAUUAAAUGAAUUUGUUCCAAUUCCA
This is a messenger RNA of Betta splendens (Siamese fighting fish), 752 nucleotides long. RefSeq names its product neuropeptide FF-amide peptide precursor like (gene npffl). NCBI's taxonomy places the organism in Eukaryota, Metazoa, Chordata, Actinopteri, Anabantiformes, Osphronemidae. The record is from RefSeq and is a predicted model, not a curated record. The transcript is spliced from 3 exons. Gene Ontology annotation, molecular function: neuropeptide hormone activity. The coding region runs from base 157 to 543 and encodes 128 amino acids.